Molecule: messenger RNA, 1362 nt
Organism: Emys orbicularis (European pond turtle)
Lineage: Eukaryota; Metazoa; Chordata; Testudines; Emydidae
Product: probable tRNA methyltransferase 9B
Exons: 3
Coding region: 1-1362 (453 amino acids)
Biological process (GO): tRNA wobble uridine modification; tRNA methylation
Cellular component (GO): cytoplasm; nucleus
Molecular function (GO): S-adenosylmethionine-dependent methyltransferase activity; tRNA binding; tRNA (5-carboxymethyluridine(34)-5-O)-methyltransferase activity
Source: RefSeq, a predicted model, not a curated record
AUGGAGAAGGAGGCAAGCCAGUUGGAGAAGGACCAUGUCCAUAGUGUGUAUGAGAAAAUUGCUCCUCACUUCCAUGAUGCACGCUACAAGGCUUGGCCAAAGGUACAACAGUUCCUUUCAGAUCAGGAACCAGGCAGCCUGAUUGCUGAUAUUGGCUGUGGAAAUGGCAAAUACCUUCAUAUCAAUUCUCAAACCUAUAAGCUGGGCUGUGAUUACUGCUUCCCUUUGGUGGAGUCAGCACGAAAUGAUGGCCAUGAAGUAAUGGUGUGUCAUAGUCUGUGCCUGCCAUAUCGGAAUGAGUGUUUUGAUGCUGUCUUAUCCAUUGCUGUGAUCCACCAUUUUUCAACAAAGGAGCGGCGCGUGCGAGCGAUAAAGGAGAUGGCUCGCACCUUGAGAGUAGGUGGCCAGAUGAUGAUAUACGUGUGGGCAAUGGAGCAAAAACGGCGAAAAUUUGAAAAGCAGGAUGUCUUUGUUCCUUGGAAUCCUUCACCACCUUCCUGGACCUUGAGUAACACUUGUUUGCGUGGAAUACAGAAAUCAAUUAAUCAAAAGGACAAAAGGCUGGCUUUGGACCAACACUCCCCAAAGUUAGCUGGCACUUUAAAAGCACACAGGCAAGCAAGAAGCUCAUCCUUUGUGGGGGAGAAGGAAACCACACACAACUUAUUUGAAAAAUCCCUGAGAUGGUCUCUCUUUUCAAGAUCACUUGAUUCAAUAUUGGACUUGAGUAAUCAGUGGCACCAAAAAGAGCUUAGCACAUUUUCCAAUGGCAAUAUUCAGCUGGAUGAAUUAAACAGGGGAAAGCUUUUUGAAAAAAUCAGGCAAGGUGGCUUCAUGAAGCAUAUUUCCAACUUGUCUUUGCGUUGCAGGCAGAAUUCUGAAGAUAAUGCUUCUGAAGUAGCUGUAGAACCAGGGUCACCUAUGAUAUGUCACCCAGUGCCUUUCAAAAGUUGUUAUACAGAAUUAGGCCAGGACACUAAGCAGCCCCCAGUGUCUCCAGCUAUAAUUCAUGACUGCAGCAGAGUGUGUUUACCUGACCUGGUUUCCCAUCAAAAAGAUGUCAAACAGCAACUUAAAAUAGAUUAUCACCCAAAACAAUCAACUUUCCACCAACUCCAAAACAGAAGGAAAACAGACAGCUCUCUACAGGAUACCAAUAAUUAUUGUUCCAUGGCCACAUGGAACAAACAGCCGCAAAGGAGUCCUAAUGGGGCUUGUCUUAGGUACUACCAUGUUUUUAAAGAAGGGGAGUUGGUUGAACUGAUAGAACAUCAUGUUCCUGAGCUACAUAUUAUUCAUUCAUACUUUGACCAUGCAAAUUGGUGUGUGAUUGCAGAAAAGAUUCACGUGUGGAAGAUCUAG